AUGGAGGCAGCCUUCAAGACCUUCUUCUCCUCCCCCCGCUUCGCCGUCGUAGGCGCAAGCUCCGACCCCUCCAAAUACGGCCACAAAGUCUUCGCAUGGUACCUCAAUCACUCCCUCCCCGUCCAGCCCAUAAACCCCCGCGCCCCGACCGUCAACUGCCUCCGCGCCACCCACGCCACCCUCCCCUCGCCCGCCGCCCUCGACCAGCCCGUGCAGACCUCUCUCAGCAUCAUCACGCCGCCCGCCGCCACGCGCGAAGUGCUGAAGCAGGCCAAGGAAGCAGGCGUGCCGGCCGUGUGGCUCCAGCCUGGCAGCUUCGACCGCGAGGGCCUUGAGUACGCGCAGCGGGAGUUCAAGGCGGCGAUUGGUGGGAGGGGCGGGAGGGGAGGGGAAGGGUGGUGCGUGUUGGUGGAUGGGGAGGGGGCUAUGGAGGCUGCGGGGAGGGAGUGGAGUAAGCUGUAA
Molecule: messenger RNA, 462 nt
Organism: Coniosporium apollinis CBS 100218
Lineage: Eukaryota; Fungi; Ascomycota; Dothideomycetes
Exons: 2
Coding region: 1-462 (153 amino acids)
Source: RefSeq, a predicted model, not a curated record